This is a messenger RNA of Amphimedon queenslandica, 693 nucleotides long. RefSeq lists its product as uncharacterized. The coding region runs from base 40 to 528 and encodes 162 amino acids. NCBI's taxonomy places the organism in Eukaryota, Metazoa, Porifera, Demospongiae, Haplosclerida, Niphatidae. The transcript has 3 exons. Gene Ontology annotation, cellular component: membrane. The record is from RefSeq and is a predicted model, not a curated record.
AUAAUUUAAUACGCACACUCCCACUUCGUUUCUUCUUGAAUGGCUCGCGCUCCUCCAAACAGAGGAUCAUAUAUUCCUCUUUCCACUGCAAAUCCAGAGCCACCACCUGCUUACACUCCUGUAGAUGCUUCCAGUAAUUUUAAUUCAGGGACCAACCCAAAUCCUACGGCCCAACAGCAACAGCAAUCAUCAAACGUAGUUGUUGUAAGCCAGCCAGGUGCUCAACGGAUCCAACAGAUUCAACAUAUCGCUCGUCCUAACGAUUAUCUUAUACUAACGACGCUCCUAUGUCUCUGCUGUCUGUUUCUUGGAAAUUUUAUAACUCUGGUCUGUCUAUUCCCUGCUUUCAUUCUAAGCCUAAUUGCUAGCAACUAUAAUGACCUCGGAGAGUAUCGCUUUGCAAGAAAGUUUGGCUCGUCAGCUUGCACCUGUAACAUAAUUGCAGUGCUAUUCACUGCAGUGGUGGUGCUCUUGGCAGCUGUUAUAAUUAUUGUCAUGAUGUUUGUUUUGGGUCUUAUAUCAGUUUAAUGUGAAUUGUAACUAAUGGAAUCAACAUUAAUGGUUACCACUGUCAAUAAUAGUGUUAUACAUGGUUAUUCUUGACAUUUAUUAAUUUGGAAUCAUUUCUGACACACACAUACAUAUACUAACACUACACAACGUUAUGAUUAAAAUCUGUUCAGUUUAUAAUAA